CAUAAUAAAUCUAAUUUAUAGCAAUAGAAAUCUUGUUCUUUGUAUAACAAAAGAUGGCAUCAAAGGAGAGCACUUUCAAGAUCGAAGCUGGUGCUGGUACCAUUAUUUUCGAUACGGACGAAGUGGAUCAGAAUCCGGACUCACCAAAUGCAACUUUGGUUCAAGAAGUUCAAAAGCUAGAGGUGGAGAUCGAAGCUGAUGCUGGGUCGGAUAAUGACGAAGUGGGUCAGAAUCCGGACUCACCAAAUGCAACUUUGGUUCAAGAAGUUGAAGAGCUAGAGGUGGAGAUCGAAACUGAUGCUAGUACGGUUACUGACGAAAUGGAUCAGAUUCUGGACUCACCAAAUGCAACUUUGGUACAAGCAGUUGAAGAGCUAGAAGUGGAGAUGAAAGCUGAUACCGUUAUUUUGGAUAGGGCCGAAGUGGAUCAGUAUCCGGACUCACUAACGGCAUCUUUGGUUCAAGAAGUUAAAGAGCUAGAGAUGGCGACACAGUCCAUACGUGAGGAGAUUAUUGAUAUGGAGUCUAAGCGCAAUGCUUGUAUCCAGGGAAUUGUGGGACUUGAGAAACUAUGCAAUGAGCUUGAUGGGAACUUGGAUACGGACCAGCUGGUCCAGACCAUUCUUCAAUUAAUCUCUGGAUUUAGCUUGGAAGAUACAAAGCCCAAUUAACGACUGUGAUGAGACCGUAUUUUCAACAAAAAUGCUGCUCACCCGUUGAUCAAUAUACACAUUAACCAUUUGACGAUUUAAAACAUAACCCGAAUGCUGCAUUCAAAAAACAACAUACAUAGAACGAUUAAAUGGAUAAAUAUAUAAAUGCAUAACAAA
Messenger RNA from Scaptodrosophila lebanonensis, 830 nucleotides. RefSeq lists its product as uncharacterized. The record is from RefSeq and is a predicted model, not a curated record. Lineage: Eukaryota; Metazoa; Arthropoda; Insecta; Diptera; Drosophilidae. The coding region runs from base 54 to 671 and encodes 205 amino acids. The transcript has 2 exons.